AUAGCAAUUCUCGCAAGUCAUCCCCAUCCCGGUGUCCGGUUGUUUGUCAAACGAACGAACUGUAUGAUUCAUUACCUUCCCAGUGCUUCGACAAGCGUCGUGCCGAGAGCAGGUUCAUCCCAGCAGCAACGUCUUGCCAUAGCCACCAGUCGUGUUCCGAGUGUUUCGAAGAGUCGCGGCCAAGUGAACGCAAAUGUCGAACGUGCAAGAAGUGCCCGCAGUGAUUGUUGACAAUGGUACCCACACGACGAAGGUCGGUCUAACGGAGGACGCCGAUCCAGAGGCCGUCUUUCGAACGUUGGUCGAUGUCGGUACCGAUGGGAGAUGUGUUGUUGUCCCGACCGCUCCAAGUACCGGUGGAAUCCAGCCAAUAGUGCGUGGCGUUCCCGUAGACCUGGAUGCCCUUGAGGUUGUUUGGGAGCACGCAUUCCGGCAAGUGCUGAAGGUCGAUCCACGGGAACAUAAGGUGCUGUUGACCGAAAGACCGCUAGCCACGUCCAGCGAAACCCGGGAAGCGAUUGUGCAGCGGAUGUUCGAGAAAUUUGAGGUACCGGCCACGUACCUGGCAAUGCAGGGUUUGAUGGCAUUGUACGCGGCCGGUCGGACCAGUGGUACGGUGCUCGAUAUUGGCGAAGGUCUUACAAGCGUCGUACCGAUCUAUCGUUACGCACCGCAGAAGGAAUCAAUCAUUAAUGUUCCGCUCGCCGGGUCCGACAUGGUCGACUAUCUCACCAGCACUCUCGCUAUCACUGACCGCGGGCUGGCACGGGAGAUAAUGGAAAAGGUUUGCAGCGUUAGUGGCGAUCUGGCGAAAGAGGCUUCAACGUUGAGCACCCUGGUGUACACGUCGGGAGCGACCGGUACGAGUGUCAACGUCGGAAAGGAACGGUUGCUGUGUGCUGAGGCGCUGUUCGGCAAUGGAUGUUCGACUAGCGAUAGCAGGAGAAGUGUGCAGCAGCUUGUGACCGAUGCAGUGAACGGUUGCCUUGGAAACACACGGAAGGAACUGUAUGCAAACGUCAUCCUAGCCGGUGGUUCAACGAUGUUUGCCGGGAUGGGUGAGCGGUUGCAGCGAGAGCUGGAGGCCCUGGUACCGACCGCAACAUACCGAGUGAAGGUGAUUGCACCGCAGAAUGCCUCGCUUACCAUCUGGACCGGUGCGUGUUUGGUCGCCCAGAGCCCGUUGUUCCAGCAGAUGUGGAUAACCAGACAGGAGUACGACGAGUUCGGUGCCUCGAUCGUGCACCGUAAAUGCACCUGAAGUUAUGCACCGCAACACAGCACCGACUUCGGGGGAUUUUAGGGUCGGUUUAAUGUCGUUUUAAGGUUGGUUAAAACCGAUUACUUUGGUGCCAAUAAUUGAAUUCUGUUCCUGUAAUAUGAUUGCUUAAUGCAAUGCCGCAGUUCCGCACGAAAUGCUUUACGAAAUGGAUGAAUCAA
This is a messenger RNA of Anopheles darlingi, 1440 nucleotides long. Its product is annotated as actin-3-like. NCBI's taxonomy places the organism in Eukaryota, Metazoa, Arthropoda, Insecta, Diptera, Culicidae. The transcript has a single exon. The record is from RefSeq and is a predicted model, not a curated record. The coding region runs from base 194 to 1261 and encodes 355 amino acids.